Molecule: messenger RNA, 1276 nt
Organism: Lycium ferocissimum
Lineage: Eukaryota; Viridiplantae; Streptophyta; Magnoliopsida; Solanales; Solanaceae
Product: chaperone protein dnaJ 6-like
Exons: 8
Coding region: 186-1028 (280 amino acids)
Source: RefSeq, a predicted model, not a curated record
CUUAGGUGGGAAGAUCUUGACCCUCCAUAAAUCUCUAGUGGCGCCUGGCGGGAACUCGGAGAUCAAUAUGGCGGGAAUCCUUCACCUUUAUAAAUACCUAAUUUGCAACUAAAAUUUUCCCUUUGCGUUGUUUUGUCUAUUGCCUUUGCUUGUAAAAGUUGUGUAAGAAUCUUCAGCUUCGCCGUAUGGGUAAGGGAAAAAAGACGGCUAGGGUUCCUGAAGACGACGUAGAAAUGAAGGAAAAUCAAGAGAAUUUCAACGCUUCUUCUUCCCAUGAGAAAAGCCUUUACGAGAUUCUCGGGGUCGAAAGAACAGCAUCCCAACAGGAAAUAAAGAAGGCUUAUUACAAGUUGGCUCUGCGGCUUCAUCCUGAUAAGAAUCCGGAUGAUGAGGAAGCAAAAGAGAAAUUUCAGCAGUUGCAAAAGGUGAUAGCAAUUCUUGGUGAUGAGGAGAAACGAGCACUUUAUGAUCAGACUGGCUGUGUGGAUGACGAUGACCUAGCAGGAGAUGUCGAAAACUUGAAGGAGUUUUUCCGAGCUAUGCAUCCAAAGAUUACCGAGGCUGAUAUUGAAAAGUUUGAAGCAAAUUAUAGAGGAUCCGAGUCGGAGAGGACAGACUUGAUUGAUCUGUACAAGAAGUACAAGGGUAAAAUGAAGAGGCUCUUCUGCUCCAUGAUUUGCUCUGAUCUCAAACUAGAUUCACAUCGCUUCAAAGAUAUUCUGGAUGAGGCUAUAGCAGCAGGGGAGAUAAAGUCAACCAACGCAUAUGAGAAAUGGGCAAAGGAAGUGUCUGAAACAAAACCGCCUACAAACCCGUUGAGACGUAGGCAAAAAUCAAAGAAAGAACCAGAGGAUUUGUAUGCUAUUAUUUCUCAGCGGCAAAAUGAGCGGAGAGGCAAAAUGAAUUCUAUGUUCUCAUCUUUGGUUAGCAAAUACGGUGGGGAUCCAUCUGUGACAGAGCCAAGCGAGGAAGAAUUUGAAGCUGCUCGAAGAAAACUGGAGAGUAGGAAGCAAUCUAAGCAUAAGUAAAUGUAAUAUAAUGCAACCUACACCAUGCUGCAAAAAGUUGUUUAUGCUGUUUGCUUGUGCUUGUGCUUGUGCUUGACCAUCAUGUAUGAGGUUGUGCAUCUUGAUGCAAGGAUUUGAAACACUAUCAUUUCUUGAUGUAAAUUUGUGAAAGAACGAUAGUAAGUCGUGCAUCCUUUGUUUGUUUCAACUCCAUUAUGUCUUAAAUUUUACUGUGUUAAUGUGACUGGUAACCUGCAUUACCUUCUCUA